Colletotrichum truncatum is the source of this 2562-nucleotide messenger RNA. Its product is annotated as sterol glucosyltransferase. Gene Ontology annotation, biological process: carbohydrate metabolic process. Gene Ontology annotation, molecular function: hexosyltransferase activity; UDP-glycosyltransferase activity. NCBI's taxonomy places the organism in Eukaryota, Fungi, Ascomycota, Sordariomycetes, Glomerellales, Glomerellaceae. The record is from RefSeq and is a predicted model, not a curated record.
AUGUCGAAAAGAAAUACAGUCCAAAUGCUUGAGGACGACACAGUCCCUCACGACUAUCUUCCAUCUUAUGAGACAGCAGUCAGCGAUAGUCUAAGGCAGCAUAGAACGAGUGUCAACUCCGAUGGCAGAAUUGACGUAAAUCUCGACUCCCGCCUCGCUACAACACUCGCUCGCUUCGUUCCCGAUUUCAAAGACCCCUCCAUCGCCGCAGCAACAGCAGCCCAGGGCCCUCCACCAGAAUAUGUCGAGGCUGCGGCGCGAUUCGCGGACAAGAAGAACUUCCCCGUCAAGCUCAACAUUGUCAUUCAAGUCGUCGGCAGUCGCGGCGAUGUCCAGCCCUUUAUCGCUCUCGGCAACGAGCUCCAGACCUACGGCCACAGAGUCCGCUUAGCUACACACGAUGUCUUCGAUUCCUUUGUGCGCAAAUCGAAUCUCGAGUUUUAUCCCAUCGGCGGCGACCCCUCCGAGCUCAUGGCCUACAUGGUCAAGAACCCCGGUUUGAUUCCCAGCCUGAACAGCUUGAAGGGCGGCGACAUCCAGAAGAAGCGCAAAAUGGUCAAAGAAAUGCUGGAAGGAUGUUGGAGGUCGUGCAUUGAGCCUGAUACACUGACGGGUAAACCGUUUGUGGCUGAUGCUAUCAUCGCGAACCCUCCGAGCUUCGCACACGUCCAUUGCGCCCAGGCUCUCAGUGUCCCCCUCCACUUGAUGUUCACUAUGCCAUGGAGCAGUACCAGAGCUUUUCCUCAUCCGCUAGCGAACCUUAAAUUUGGAGACAAGGGAGUUGUUGAUCAGACCACGGCCAACUUCGUCUCCUACAGCAUCGUAGAGUGGUUGACGUGGCAAGGAUUGGGAGAUGUGAUCAACGAGUGGCGUAAAACGAUCGACCUCGAGGAAGUCCCGUUCUCCGAAGGCCCAGUCCUGGCCGAGGUACAGAAGAUCCCGUUUACCUACUGCUGGUCGCCUGCACUGGUACCGAAACCAGAGGAUUGGCCUGCCUACAUUGAUGUAUGCGGCUUCUUCUUUCGCGAGCCACCUCAAUACGAGCCGCCCGCUGAACUGGCAAACUUCCUCAAGAAAGGACCAAUGCCUAUUUACAUCGGUUUCGGCAGUAUUGUCAUCGACAACCCAGAGAAAAUGACCCAGAUACUGGUCGAAGCGGUUAGAGCAACUGGCGUCCGCGCCAUCAUAUCCAAGGGAUGGAGUAACCUAGGAGGUAUCGAGUGUGACGAUGUGCUUUUCCUCGGAGACUGUCCACACGAGUGGCUGUUCGCAAACGUUGCGGCCGUCAUACACCACGGCGGCGCUGGAACUACAGCCUGCGGCCUUUUGAACGGCCGGCCCACGACCAUCGUACCCUUUUUCGGAGACCAGCCAUUCUGGGGUGAUAUGGUUGCCAUUGCGGGCGCAGGACCGAAACCGAUCCCACACAAACAGCUGAACGUGGAGAACUUGGCCGAUGCCAUCCAGUUUUGUCUUACACCUGAGGCAUUGACAGCAGCAGGUGAACUUGCGGCCAAAAUGAAGACGGAAAACGGCGUCGCGACUGCAGCACAGUCGUUCCACGCUAACCUUCCGCUGGAGGCUCUUCCAUGCGACAUCUUCCCGGACCAACCCGCAACUUGGGAGUACAAGAGAAGCAAAAAGCAUUUAAAAUUAUCGAAGAAGGCAGCUGGUAUCCUCUUGGAUCACUUGAAGAUUGGACAGAAGAACAUGUCACCGCACGACAUUAGAAGCUUCAUUAUAGAAAACAGGCGAUGGGAUCCGGUAACAGGCACCUCAUCAGCGCUCCUGGGCGUAGCAACCGGAAUGGUCAAAGGUGCCACAGAUAUUGUUGUUAAGCCGGCACAAAUAUUACACGAAAGAUCGAAGCUCAAGUCGGCUCAGAGGGACGACGGCUUGAGCAGUGGCAGUAAUACACCACCUCGAUCUCCCAGUCUCGCACCACCGCAGUCCGACGAACUACAGAGGCCGCGCAGUGCGGGCCAUGAUGCGGGCAGCACGGCGGGGGCAGUAUUCAAGGCAUCUGCUUCCGGCGUAGGUGGUUUCUUCAAGUCGUACGGCAAAUUCUUCCUCGACGUUCCAUUGGCCGUUACAGACGGUUUCCGUGCAGUUCCAAAGCUGUAUGGGGAGGAGGUGAAAGAGAGAGGUCCAAUCACCGACUGGAAAUCCGGAGCUGUCGCCGGUGGAAAGAACUUCGUGAUGGGCAUUGGUGAAGGCGUAACUGAUCUCUUUUACCAGCCCAUCAAGGGCGGACGAGAGGGUGGAGCAGCAGGAGCUGCGCUCGGUGUGGGAAAGGGCAUCAUUGGCAUGGGGACCAAAACAAUAUCCGCUGGCGUCGGAAUUGUGGCAUAUCCUGGCCAAGGAAUUUACAAGACCAUCCGGACCGCAGUCAAGUCCAAGACCCGGCGUAGCAUUGCCAAUGCUCGAUUAAUAGAAGGCGAGUAUCUUGCUCGUAAUAAUCGGCUUGACGUUCAGGCUGUACUGAAACGAUUUGAUGACUUGUGUCUUCAGAGCGAGCUGUCAAAAAAGGAUCAGGAGAAGGCAGACAGGGCGAACUCAUAG